Messenger RNA from Schistocerca americana (American grasshopper), 1438 nucleotides. It is a transcript of the gene mRpL28, whose product is annotated as 39S ribosomal protein L28, mitochondrial. The transcript is spliced from 6 exons. Gene Ontology annotation, molecular function: structural constituent of ribosome. The coding region runs from base 135 to 977 and encodes 280 amino acids. The record is from RefSeq and is a predicted model, not a curated record. Gene Ontology annotation, cellular component: mitochondrial large ribosomal subunit. NCBI's taxonomy places the organism in Eukaryota, Metazoa, Arthropoda, Insecta, Orthoptera, Acrididae.
GUCGUGUACCACAGUCGGUGAAACAAUUGAAAUCAGGUGUAAACACUUGAUCAGUAGUAGGGAUGAGAGGAAGGUGCGUUCGGACUGUACGGAUGUGUGGAUGCACAAAGCGAGGAAAGCGGUUAUAAGUUGAAAUGGAAUCUAGGCUAGCAAACGGUCUUAAACUCUUAUAUUUUAAGAGGCCGGGGCCAUUUGAUCCAGGACGAGUGGGUGCACGACUUCCAGAAGCAUAUAGAAAAUUUUGGGAUGAAUGGAAGGUUAGAAAGCCGGAGCCUGUCCACUACGUGCCAGAACCAGGGAAGUGGAGGCGUGACCCAGUAACUGGUGUGGUAACUCCAGUACAAAAUGUACCAAUUCCUGUAAAAUAUCCAGCUGAAAGUCAUAAGGGACUUUGGGGUGGAGAAGGUGUUAUCCAAGGUUUCACAAAGAAGAAACGAACUGUCAGAAGAAAUCCAUACUUCUGGACUCCGAAUUUAAAACGAUCAGUUGUGUAUAGUGAAAUCUUGGAUAAAUAUAUGUCUGUUGUUGUCACUGAAAGGACAAUAAACUUGAUCCACAAGAAUUGUGGAUUUGACCACUAUAUUUUGAAGACCCCUGCAUGUGAUCUAAAAUCAGAGCUAGCAGUACGAGUUAAGCGACAGCUUCUAACAGCUUUGCUGAAGAAAGAUUAUCACACUGAUAACUCUGAAAAGCAGAAACAGAUACAUGAAGAUUAUGGUCAUUAUUUGAAAUCGUACACUGAAGAGGAAAUUGAGUGGUAUGGUCUGACCUAUCGUGAAGCCUGCAGAAAACUCAAACAGUCAGAUGAGGCUAUGUCUGAGCCAAAGCCCCUAAAGCAUCAGUUCAGGGCUGAACUGCUUGCUGAAUUACUAGAAGAAACUCUAGUCACUGAUAAAAUUGUCCCAAAGGAAAGUGGAGGUUCAUGGCUGUCAAGAAUAAAUCCUUUUGCUACUAAGGAAGAAAAACCAUCAGCAUAAGAAGAAACCCUUAUUUAUAAAAGUUUUAUGACUAAGUAAAUAACCUGCUUCAUAAAAAAAAUAUUUUUUUAUGAGAGAAAAUUGAUGUAACCUGUAGCAUGUUGGCUGACUUUUAUUGAAGUGUAGUGCAACUACAAAAGCAAUAACUUGGGUAACACAAAACCCAGUGCAUCUGCUUUUGAGGGAAGUCCGCAUAAAGUUAAUGUCCCAGAUUAAUAGCUAUUGAUCUGCAACUCAAGCAAUCCUAGGUCUGGUUUUUAGUUUCCCCAUUUUUCCCAUAAAAAGAAUAUGCUAACACAUAGCUGGUAACUAUGUUUUUUAAAAUCUGUUAAUUUUCAAGACUUGCCAACAACUUAAUGUUAUAUGGUAACAGAAAUCAUAUAGCCAAAGAAGUAGAUUUGAAAAUUACUAUUGUUAUAGCAGCUGAAUUUACUGAAUUAAAAUAAGUGCACAAUACCAAA